Molecule: messenger RNA, 404 nt
Organism: Miniopterus natalensis
Lineage: Eukaryota; Metazoa; Chordata; Mammalia; Chiroptera; Miniopteridae
Product: histone H2B type 1-A
Cellular component (GO): nucleosome
Molecular function (GO): DNA binding; protein heterodimerization activity; structural constituent of chromatin
Source: RefSeq, a predicted model, not a curated record
UUGUUCGGCGGUUUGUCGCGACCAUGCCCGAGCCGGCCAAGUCCGCGCCCGCCCCGAAGAAGGGCUCCAAGAAGGCGGUGACCAAGGCGCAGAAGAAGGACGGCAAGAAGCGCAAGCGCAGCCGCAAGGAGAGCUACUCGGUCUACGUGUACAAGGUGCUGAAGCAGGUGCACCCCGACACCGGCAUCUCGUCCAAGGCCAUGGGCAUCAUGAACUCCUUCGUCAACGACAUCUUCGAGCGCAUCGCGGGCGAGGCGUCGCGCCUGGCGCAUUACAACAAGCGCUCGACCAUCACGUCGCGGGAGAUCCAGACGGCCGUGCGCCUGCUGCUGCCCGGCGAGCUGGCCAAGCACGCCGUGUCCGAGGGCACCAAGGCCGUCACCAAGUACACCAGCUCCAAGUGA